AUGAACUCCAACAAGGACAAUGGAGAACCAGUUUGGGGCCAGAUCAAUGGGAGACCGUACAGUUUCUGGAUUGGUCGAAAUAACGAGAGUCACGAGUACUGGGGCGGGGCUUUCCCUGAGAGUGGGAAGUGUGGCUGUGCUAUKAACCAGACCUGCACUGACGCCAGGUUUCACUGUAACUGUGACGCUGACUACCGCCAAUGGUACUCAGACAAGGGCUAUCUGAUGUGGAAGGACCACCUCCCAGUGAGGAAGGUGGUGGUGGGGGACACCAACAGGACCGGGUCAAAGGCCCACAUCAGCCUCGGGCCCCUACGUUGCCACGGCGACAGGAGCAUCUGGAAUACCAUAUCGUUCACCAAGCCCACCUACAUCGAGUUCCCCACCUUCAAGCCAGGCAGCACCGUGGACAUCUCCUUCCACUUUAAAACCUACCGCCCCCACGGAGUGUUCCUGGAGAACUCAGAUGACUGGCUCCGUAACUUCAUACGCAUUGAGCUCAACACCACCCAGAACCUGAUCUUCAUAUUCAUGGUGGGAGACGGCAUCCUCAACGUGACGCUACGCUCGCCGGUGCCUCUAAACGACAACGAGUGGCACUUUGUCCAGGCAGAGCUCAACGUGAAGUUGGCCAGGAUCAAAGUGGACUACCAGCCAUGGGCUGUGAGACGCUUCCCUGGCCAGACCUUUGUCACCAUGGAGUUCACCCACCCUCUCCUCGUGGGCGCAGCCAAUCGCACGCUGUGGCCAUUCCUGGGCUGCCUCCGAGGGUUACGAAUGAACGGUGUGACCCUUGACUUGGAAGGCAAAGCGAAUGAGGAACAGGGUAUACGGCGGAACUGUACGGGCCAGUGUCUGAACGCGACCAUACCGUGUCGAAACGCCGCCCAGUGUAUCGAGGGCUACGCAGCCUACACCUGUGACUGCGGCAACACUGCCUUCGACGGAUUCUACUGCCACAAAGACAUUGGGGCCUACUUUGAGAUAGGCUCGUGGUUACGCUACAACAUCAGAAAGAAGCCUACAACCAAUGAGGAGUGGUGGGCUAACUGGCUGGACCCCCACUACCACAACUUCAGCCUGGGCUACAACGACACCAGUGAUGAGAUCGAGUUCAGCUUCAGUACCUUCCAGACGCCGGCUGUACUGCUCUACAUCAGCUCUUUCGUCCAGGACUACAUGGCUGUCAUCCUGAAGAAAGAUGGAACCUUAGACAUGAGGUAUAGGUUGGGGUUGAUUACCCACAAGUACCAGUUGUCCUUCAGGAACCUGGCAGAUGGAUACCCCCACUACGUCAACAUAACCAGACACAACAGGACCAUCAAGACACAGGUGGACUACAUGGAGCCGAUAGUGGAGAAGAUCACCCUAGUGGAGGACGGCAGGUUUGACUCACCCAAGAACAUCUUCCUGGGGAGAGUGAUGGAGGUGGGUGACAUUGACUAUGAGAUCCAGAGGCAUAACAGUCCUGGUCUGGUGGGCUGUAUAUCUGGGGUGAGGUACAACAUAUACGCCCCUCUUAAGACCCUCUUCCGGCCGAACGAGACGGAACCGCCGGUCACCGUGCAGGGCUUCGUCUCCGAGUCUAACUGUGGGGCCUUCCCUCCUGUCCAUGGAUAUGUCCCCUGGGAGGCGGACCACUGGUUCACUUCUAUAGAAUACAUCUAUAUCCACGAUGACCUAGGCCUGUUUUGGUUGACAGCCAUGUUCAACUCUGUUCCUCCGACUAGAACCUCCUACAGAGACAUGGGUUUUCUGUAUACCCAGCCGCAUUGA
This is a messenger RNA of Salvelinus sp. IW2-2015, 1776 nucleotides long. Its product is annotated as contactin-associated protein 1-like. NCBI's taxonomy places the organism in Eukaryota, Metazoa, Chordata, Actinopteri, Salmoniformes, Salmonidae. Bases 1 to 1776 code for a protein of 591 amino acids. The transcript has 12 exons. The record is from RefSeq and is a predicted model, not a curated record.